AGAUCGGAAGAGCUCGGGUUUUAGCCGAGCAGAGCCGAAGGAGGUUCCAUCCUCACCGGGUCCGAACCAUGCCGGUGAGACGAGGCCAUGUGGCGCCACAGAACACUUUCCUGGACACCAUAAUCCGCAAGUUCGAGGGACAGAAUCGAAAGUUUAUCAUCGCCAACGCACAGGUGGAGAACUGUGCCAUCAUCUUUUGUAAUGACGCCUUCUGUGGGAUGUGUGGUUACACCCGGGCUGAGGUCAUGCAGAAGCCCUGCACCUGUAGCUUCCUGUAUGGACCUCACACUAAGAGACCAGCGGUGGCCCAGAUGACUAAAGCUCUGCUGGGAGCAGAGGAGAGGAAGGUGGAGAUCUCCCUCUACACUAAAGACGAAGUGUGUUUCCACUGUACAAUAGACGUGGUUCCAGUGAAGAAUGAAGGCGGCCUGGUCAUCAUGUUCAUUCUCAACUUUGAGCUCCCCACUGACCCCAAACCAAUCAACAGCUCCCCAGCCAGAGAGCUCAACAGAGUGCUAAAUAUCCCCUGGCUGACCCUGGCUCGGCGGCAGCGUCUGCGCCUCCUCCUCCGCUCCCUCACCCCCGGUACGGGUGUCCUGUCGCAGGACACGGAGCUGGGUGCUCCGCGCGUCGACCUCCCUCCCCUUGGACACGAGUCCGUGGCCCUGGACAAACUGCUGUCCCUCCCAGAGAGACAGCAGCUGGAGGAGGCAGGAGCUGGACUACUACUGUGGGACCAAGAAAGGGAGGAGGAGGAAGAGGAGGAUGGUCGGCUGAGAGUAGGGGGAAGAGGAGGAGAGAGGGGGAGCUUGGUGGCACUCAGGCGAAGGAGCGAGGGAGACAGAAAGAGAAGAGAAGGAGGGGAUGUGUGUGGGCUGCUCGUGGAUACAAGUGCAGGAGGAGGAGGAGGAGGAGUAGGAGGAGGAUACGGAGGAGGGAGAAGAGGGAUGGAGCUCCACACAGGCCUGCCCCCGGCUCCAGCCUCAGCCCCCCCAACACUAGCCAUGCCCCUCGCCUCCUCACAUGCUCCACCAAGGAGAGAGGAGAGAGGAAGAGGCCGAGAUGAAGAUCGUCCUUUCCACAGCAAGCAUCCCUCAAGCAGCCGUAGGAAGUUAAAACAUUCCUCCUCAGUGGAUGCUAUCAAGUGUGGCCAGACUUACUGGGAAAAGAGGCUGCAGCUGAGACACAGCUGUACUGCUGGUAUGUUAACCAUUAGAAAGAGCAGUGGGCCAGCUGGGACAUCAGACACUGAUUCACACUGCCGGACCAACAGCCAGCAGAUGAUCCAGAGCCUACUGGACACAAAGACAGACGCCUUUGUGGCAUUACCUCCUGGUGAAAUCAGACCUCCCUGCAAACUGAUGGACAGAACACACCAUGUCACUGAGAAAGUCACCCAGGUUAUGUCUCUGGGUGCUGAUGUGUUACCAGAGUAUAAACUGCAGUCCCCCAGGAUCCAGAAGUGGACCAUCCUUCACUACAGUCCAUUCAAAGCCGUGUGGGACUGGGUCAUUUUGCUCUUAGUCAUUUAUACAGCCAUAUUCACUCCUUAUUCUGCUACAUUUCUUCUGAGUGACCAGGAGGAGGCAGCCAUACAGACCUGCGGUUACUCCUGUUCCCCCCUCAACGUGGUGGAUCUCAUAGUGGACAUCAUGUUCAUUGUUGACAUCAUCAUCAACUUCAGGACCACAUACGUUAACUCCAAUGACGAGGUGGUGAGCCACUCCUCUCGGAUUGCAGUCCACUACUUCAAAGGGUGGUUCCUCAUCGACAUGGUGGCAGCCAUUCCCUUUGACCUCCUCAUCUACCGCUCAGGAGAGGAGGUGACCACCACACUGAUUGGCUUACUGAAGACGGCUCGGUUACUGCGAUUGGUUCGCGUAGCCAGGAAGUUGGACCGUUACUCAGAGUACGGUGCAGCUGUCCUCUUCCUCCUCAUGUGCACCUUCGCCCUCAUCGCCCACUGGCUGGCCUGCAUCUGGUACGCCAUAGGUAACGUGGAGCGGUCGACCUCGGCUGGGAUUGGCUGGUUGGACAAUCUGGGUGAGCAGCUCGGGACGCCGUACAAUGACUCCGUCAUCGGGUCGGGUCCUUCCAUUAGAGAUAAAUAUGUCACAGCUCUGUACUUCACCUUCAGUAGUCUGACCAGCGUCGGCUUCGGCAACGUCUCCCCAAACACCAACUCUGAGAAGAUCUUCUCCAUCUGCGUUAUGCUUGUUGGCGCUCUGAUGUAUGCCAGUAUUUUCGGUAACGUGUCAGCCAUUAUCCAGCGGCUCUACUCUGGUACGGCACGUUACCACGCCCAGAUGAUGAGAGUUCGAGAGUUCAUCCGCUUCCACCAGAUCCCCAACCCUUUGAGACAGCGGCUGGAAGAGUACUUCCAACACGCAUGGUCAUACACUAAUGGGAUAGAUAUGAACGCUGUUUUAAAAGGUUUCCCAGAUUGUCUCCAGGCAGAUAUUUGUCUCCACCUCAACAGGUCACUGCUGCAAAACUUUAAGGCUUUUAAAGGUUCCACUAAGGGCUGUCUGAGGGCCCUAGCCAUGAGGUUUAAGACCACCCACGCUCCUCCUGGUGACACCCUAGUCCAUGCUGGAGACCUGAUAUCAGCUCUGUACUUCAUCUCGAGGGGAUCCAUAGAGAUCCUCAAAGGAGACGUUGUGAUAGCUAUACUGGGGAAGAAUGAUAUCUUUGGGGAGCCCAUCAAUCUGUAUGCUCUGCCAGGAAAAUCCAACGCUGAUGUCAGAGCUCUGACCUACUGUGAUCUGCACAAGAUACACAGGGAGGACAUGCUGGAGGUUCUGGGAAUGUAUCCUGAAUUUUGUGAAUAUUUCUGGUCCAACUUGGAGAUCACCUUCAAUCUCAGAGACGCGAAUAAUGAAGCUGUAGGUUUUCCGAGUGGAGAAGACUCCGACUGUGACGGGUUCAGCAGAUCUCAGAGGAAAGACAAACGCUCCUCCACUCACACAGGUUACACCGUGUCAGUGGGGAGACAGAGAGCUGCCUACACAUGUAGAAGAAGACACAGUAACUGGGAGCAGCGUACCGACCACAACAGAGACCAUCAUAAACAUACACUAUACGGCCCCGUGUUCUCCAGUGACGAUGAAGAGGAGGGUUCAGAGGUGACCGGCCCCGCUCACACCUCCAUCAUUCGUGCUGCUGACAGAAACACUACGAGGUGCCCUGACACUGACAGGAGAGAGAAGACCCGUAACCCUUUAACAGAUGCAAUCUCAGGAGUGUCCAACAUCUUUACGUUCUGGGGCUCAGAGAGUCAAGAGGAACAGAGAUACCAGGAGGUGCCCUGCUCCCACAGCCUCCCCUCACCUCCUCCUCCUCAGCCUCCCCCCCAGCAGCUCGUUGACCUGCCCUUCUCCUCCUCCUCCCACCAUCCCUCCAGCCCUCCUCCUCCUUCUCGUCCUCCUGCUCCAACCGUCAUCUCUCGGAGGCAGAAGGUGGAGUUAGAGAAGAGAUUGGAGGCGCUGCAGCGACAGAUAACCAGGUUGGAGUCUCAUAUGUCAGCAGACAUCGGGACCAUCUUGCAGCUGCUGCAGAGGCAGAUGCCAAUGAUCCCACCUUCCUACAGCACCCUGACAUCAACACCUGACGCACCCUCCUCCCCCAUCCUGUCCCCCACUGCUGCCUCCCCCACAGACCAGUCACCAGCCGCCGACCCCCAGCAGCAACAUCAAGUCCUUCAACAGCUUGAACCAGAAUCAAACCCUCUUGAUUUUGUCCCCCAUCUUACUGCCUCCCCCCCUCUUAUCCACACCUCACCCCUUCACACUUCAUAUCAGACACUGUUUUCUUCCCCAAACUUUCCCCACGACACCUCCACCUCUCCACCCCUUCCUCCAACUUCCACCCAGUCUUCCUCCUCUGUCCUCACUCAGACAGGAAGUCAGCGUGUGUCUCAUUCACCCUCACCCCUCGCCGCCUUAAACCCCCGGCUCCCAGGGAGGCUUGAUCCACCAGUCCUUCCUGUCCGGACACAGAGCUUAGCCUCUGUCUCACAGCAGGAUGUGGACACACAUUGUGAGGAGCAGUCCUCCAAACUCAGCCCAUCUGUCGACAGCCAACACCUCCUCCAGCCAACGCCUCCACAAGACAGUCCCUGUCCUCCCACCGUCGGUCAGUCAGAGCUUCACCUCCAGAGUGGAAUCAACCCAGCAAAAGAGGACCUGCUGAGCCACUCGCCUGCUCAACCCAGCACAGAAGCAGCAUCUAACCAAUCGGAGUCGCGCGGGAGCCGGCGGCGCCUGUCGAUGCCGGGAGGGCCGGCGUCAUCGCUGGACAGCAGCUAG
This is a messenger RNA of Sebastes umbrosus (honeycomb rockfish), 4307 nucleotides long. RefSeq names its product potassium voltage-gated channel subfamily H member 6-like. The transcript is spliced from 23 exons. The record is from RefSeq and is a predicted model, not a curated record. Gene Ontology annotation, molecular function: inward rectifier potassium channel activity. The coding region runs from base 69 to 4307 and encodes 1412 amino acids. Gene Ontology annotation, cellular component: membrane. Gene Ontology annotation, biological process: regulation of heart rate by cardiac conduction; regulation of ventricular cardiac muscle cell membrane repolarization; membrane repolarization during action potential. NCBI's taxonomy places the organism in Eukaryota, Metazoa, Chordata, Actinopteri, Perciformes, Sebastidae.